Trypanosoma grayi is the source of this 1173-nucleotide messenger RNA. RefSeq names its product putative ubiquitin ligase. The record is from RefSeq and is a predicted model, not a curated record. NCBI's taxonomy places the organism in Eukaryota, Euglenozoa, Kinetoplastea, Trypanosomatida, Trypanosomatidae. Bases 1 to 1173 code for a protein of 390 amino acids. The transcript has a single exon.
AUGUCCCGUGCAUUUCUAGAGCGAUGCCCGAGGAGACACCUUGUGGUGCACAUGGACAUCAACAAGACGAUUAUUCAGGUUGAUUCCGCUGGUGGACGAAGCAUGGAGGAUGUCCUCAACAGCAACAUCGCAGCAAAUGUAUGGGGUCGCCAUGACGGCGAUAAGUGGGUGGCCAUGAUGGGGCCUCAUCAGGCAGGGGACCGCACCGGCUUGGUGACGUAUGAUGAGUAUGUCGAUAGCGUGCACACUGAACCAAUGGGCAUGCAGGAACUUCCUAAAGCUGAAAGGGAUCGUGUGUGGCGCGACAUAUCGGCGAGUAGGAGGGCUGUGCUGCGCACGUUCACACAUGCAGGGCAGCCGGGCGAAGACUACAAGCACCACAUCGAUGAACAAAGAAAGGUGCUGGCAGCCGCACCCAAUCACUCGAUCAUUCCUUCUUUCUUUCGCUUUGUCAAUACCCUCUCGGAGCUGAAUUGGUCUUUUACUUUGAUAUUUCGAACAUUCGGUAACGACCUGUCGAAUGUAUUGCGGGAGUGGCGGCAAUUUGUCUUUGGGGAACAUACAUGCAAGCCCCAGGGCGCUGUUCUCAAGCGCAUGAAGGAGGCGUAUGUACCCGAGGCCACAGGAUGCAUUUUCCGCGAGAAGGAGCAGCUGUUCUUUUGCAUUGGCCCGGAAAAGGCCGCUGUAGUGCAUCAUCCCGAGGGAGUUGAAACACUGCCUUCUGCUGAAGUUGUGUCGCAGUUGUCAGUGAUGCCUUCUUGCAAAGAAGUUUACCAAACGAAUUUUGCGUUGCUGCACGAUCAACUGUUGGAGUACACCGCUGCAUCCAACAACGUUGGUGGGCUCGUCGAUUACUAUCCCUUUUGGGCUCAAGGAGCCGAGCGCCGGACAGGCGGAAAGGUAUUUCCGGUGGUUGUCGCGCCUCCCUCAACGUGUGAGAAGCCUCUCUACUAUAUAUUUUUCGAUGACAACAUUUUCAUUGGGGAUGAAAAAUCAAUUGUCGAUUUAAGGGAUGUUGCAACUGGUGAUAGCAUUACAGAUGCCGCGACGGAGAGAAAGUAUUGCGUCGGUGUGAAUCCAUACAAGGCCAUUGUAGAAGAGGACUACUUUGUGGAUUGUCUGGCACGGAGGAUUGCACUGCAGUUGGGAAAGGGUGAGUUGUGCGUUCAUUAA